AACCCGAUCUGUUUGUUCCCAUCGGAGUCCAACAUAGCGCUAGUCUAUGUAGGGGUGAGAGAAAGGGAGGUGUGGUCUGUGCUCAGAAUCCCUGCCAUUAAUUCGUUCGCGCCCGUUAUUACUGCCAGUAGUACCACACCCUUGCUAUCUGUCCGCCAGUAGGCUGCUGGCGAGAGAGACAGAGAGAGAAAGAAAUCGGUCCAACGAGCAGCCGGCGGUUUCAAUUCAGUGCGAAAAAUGGCAUAUGGAAACAAGAUUGGACGGGCUGUCAUCUGGUGUAUGACUUAGCGGCGAAGAAGCCAGCAGAUAUUAUUAUUACCUAGCCAUCGCCCGCUGAUGCUCGAGGCCGGGCGCUGCCGUUACCACUCCGGCGUGUAUAAAUAGGUGCGAGGGCGAGCCGGGAUGGUCACACAGCAGAGCACGAAGCUCUCUCUUCAUUCCUCCCCCUCCAGUCCACUCCUCCUAGCUAUAGCCGUCAGCCAGCGCGAUCGAGUGAGGUAGCGAUGGACUCCGUGGAUGACCAGCAGCAGCAGGGCCAGAAGAACUACCACCGCCACACCCCGAGCCAGAUUCAGGCGCUCGAGGCGGCGUUCAUGCAAUGCUCCCACCCUGACGAGACGCAGCGCGCCGAGCUCAGCCGUGACCUCGGCCUUGAGCCACACAAGGUUAAGUACUGGUUCCAGAACCGGCGGACGCAGAUGAAGGUGCAGCAAGAGCGGCAGGACUACGACUUCCUCCGCGCUGACCUCGGCCUUGAGCCACACAAGGUUAAGUACUGGUUCCAGAACCGCCGGACGCAGAAGAAGAUGCAGCAAGGCCGGCAGGACAACGACUUCCUCCGCGCGGAGAACGACAGGAUCCGUUGCGAGAACAUUGCCCUGGGCCAUGCGGCCCACCCAGCGCCGACGAUUACUACCACGAGCAGCAACUGCGCGUGGAGAACGCCCGGCUCAAGGAGGAGCUUGCCGGCCUCACCUAUAAGCCCCUCGGCCGCCCGUUCACGCAGAUGCCCCAGCGCACGCCGCAGAUGUCGGCCUGCCGAACAGAUGGAGGUACUCGUGGUAGUAAUGGAGGUACCAAUGGACCCUGAUGUGCCUACACCAAGCGACCCUAGCGAACGGGAGUACCUCCAUUGGUUUGUCACGGACAUACCAGAAGGAGGUGACGUGAGCCGUGGAACUGAAGUGGUGGCGUACGAGCAGCCGCAGCCGACGGCAGGGAUCCACCGUUUGGCAUUCGUGGUGUUCCGGCAGACGGCGCGGGAGGCCAUCUACGCACCAGGGUGUGGCGCUCCAACUUCGUCACGAGAGACAUGGCCGAGUGCUACAACCUCGGCGCUCCGGUCGCCGCCGCCUACUUCAACUGCCAGAGGGAGCCCCAUCUCCCCGCUCGAACAGAUGGGCGCGCACCACCAGCCGUUCGGGGGUGCCGGCCUGUCGCUCGACCUCGACCUUAGCGGGGCCGGCAUGUCCGAAGGGUGUGGGCAGGAGGACUGCCGAGCACAUUUUAGCACAUACAGACAAUAAAAUUAGCACCCAACCAUCAAACAUGCGGCAAUAGAUCUCUCUUUCGUUGAUUCAAACAUGUUCCUCGGCAUUGUAAGCUCAGUUAGUCUUUGUGUUUUUCAUUCUACUCCGAAUUGUAUUGGGAGACCAUAUGUAACUUUCGUUGAUUUAUUUAUAAAUUGCCGACGUUCAAAAACCUA
This is a messenger RNA of Hordeum vulgare subsp. vulgare (domesticated barley), 1705 nucleotides long. Its product is annotated as homeobox-leucine zipper protein ROC4-like. The transcript has 6 exons. Gene Ontology annotation, molecular function: DNA binding. The coding region runs from base 504 to 1526 and encodes 340 amino acids. NCBI's taxonomy places the organism in Eukaryota, Viridiplantae, Streptophyta, Magnoliopsida, Poales, Poaceae. The record is from RefSeq and is a predicted model, not a curated record.